UCCCACCCCGCAGCAACAGAGUGAAAUUAGGCCAAAGCUGCUGGAAAAUCGCGCACUUGGCAACAAGCAACAGCAGCAGAGAUAACGAUAACGGGGAAUUUUAAAUGCGUCGUUCACUGUUACUCUUAUAUGUUGUGCAAUAGAUGUAUGUGACUAAUUUCGUCUCUACAAAAGCAUUGUGAAAGCAUCCCAUCCAAGCGAUUUAUUCAACAGCUUCUAUUCAGUUACAGGAUCAAGAUGGUAGACACAAAAGAAGAUAACCAGCCACUUUAUGCCACUGAGCAAAACACAAAAUUCAUCUGGUCACCAAAGGGGAUAAUUUUAGCUCUUGAAAUUGCUCUGUGUGCCAUUGUGACUAUAUGUAAAACAGUUUCCUCUGAAUGCUACUUUUGGGACUGCAUUACAGAGCUGGUCUGGGCCAUUCUCAUAUUCAUCGUUUAUGUCAUCGACCUACCUACCUACCCGCACCUAUCGCUGAUGUAUUUCCAAUGGCUGGACUUAUUCAGAGCAAUCACAGGAUCUCUCCUCCUUCUUGUUACUUCUCUUAUCGGUCUUAGCCGGGGAUGGCAAAGUUCCGGGGAAGUUGCUGGUUCGAUUUCCGGUUUGCUGGCAGCAGCAGUGAUUGGAUAUGAUGCCUUUGGCAUAAUCAAAUGCAUAAAAAAUCUGAAACAGAAGGGGAGACUGUUAGUAAGUAUCAGCUCCAACAUACCUAAAUAA
This is a messenger RNA of Onychostoma macrolepis, 717 nucleotides long. RefSeq names its product proteolipid protein 2a (gene plp2a). The record is from RefSeq and is a predicted model, not a curated record. The transcript is spliced from 5 exons. The coding region runs from base 238 to 717 and encodes 159 amino acids. Gene Ontology annotation, cellular component: membrane. Lineage: Eukaryota; Metazoa; Chordata; Actinopteri; Cypriniformes; Cyprinidae.